AUGGCAGACAUACCAAGCAUCCAAAUUGAGGAUGGAACUGUAUUCAGAACUGUUCCAACCGAUUUGACACAUUCCAUGAAUGUUAAGUCACAGCCACCCGCACCUUGGACCGACGAAUCGCUACCUGAUAUUGAACCUAUCUCAAGAAAUGAAAAGAAUAUUGUCCAAGCGAUUGAGACACGACUCAGAGACUAUGCUGUUCAUCAUCCCGGUGACACGACAAAGAAAUUCUGGCCUCGAGCCCUUUUCGAUCACCUUUUGGACAGGACAACUAUUGAGCUUAUUGUGGAGGCUCUUCUGGAUAGAAGUAAACUUGCGAUAGCGAAAGGGACUUCGGUUGAGGAUGCAAAAAGACAUUGGAUUAACCGAAUAUGGGGUUGUAGACCGGAAGAGAAAGGUUCUCGUCGCUUGCUUGCUCUGCUAAUCUUAGUUGGGAAGGAAGACUCUGUUCAAAGUUUCCUGGAUUUGGACUUUGAUGAUGAUAGUAUCCCUUUGAAUGAGAGCAAGUAUGAUUUCGGCAGUUGGAGAAAAGUCGAACUUGAUGGACUUGAGUCGUACCAGAGAGGGAUGAAAGUUCCAUUUCUUUCUACGUCAACAAUCGUUGGUAAGGUAUUUCGGGUUACCUUGGAAGAGAACGACAUUGAACCAUGGUAUCGAACCUCCGACCUCCUCCAGCGGUCUUCGUUGUCCCAGAACGCCGGAUCAAUAUCAUCCACCGCCAUGCAGCUACAAGCAAUGACACUUGGAGCUGGUGGCUAUGGAGAGGUCUACAAGAUCUUCAUGCACCCAUGGCAGCACAAUUUUCAAGAGGUACUGAGAUCUCUCUCCGCCCAUCAAAACCAUUUUGCUCUCAAACGUCUCUAUACAACAAACAAGAGUACCUUCGAAAGGGAGACGGAUAUGCUGCAGAGAUUCAGUGGUCACCCAAACAUAGUCACCCUACUAGCAGCUAUCACUUGCAAAAAGAUACUCGGCAGGGAAGAAUAUCAUCUCCUUUUCCCUUGGGCCGAGGGAGACUUGUUAGCCUAUUGGAAAGAAGAAGCGAAACCAAGAAGGACCCAUGAAAACACCAAGUGGAUCUCUGCGCAGGUCUGUGCAAUCGUGGAGGCGGUACGCUUUAUUCACGAGCCCGGUCCAACCAUGCGGACCGAUGAUGGCAAGAACCUAUACGGAAGACAUGGAGAUAUCAAGCCAGAGAAUGUGCUAUUGUUCAAGCCUAAUGGCGUGAAAGUUCUGGUAAUCUCAGACUUGGGGUUAUCUGCUGUUCACCGAGAAGAAAGCAGAUCGAAUGUUCCUGGCUUUGACAUCCCACGGACACCCAACUAUCGGCCACCAGAGUGCGAUAUGGCUGGUCGAGAUGGUCAUAUCUCCCGCUCGUUUGAUAUCUGGACUCUUGGUUGUCUGUUCUUGGAAUUUGUGGUAUGGUCUCUGGACGGCUGGGGAGGGAGACAGGAAUUCCGGAACGACCGCUGUUCGCCAUAUAUCAAUAGCUAUAGGACCGAUAUCUUUUUUGAUAUCAUGGUUGUGUCCGGAGAAACGAGCAAAUAUGCGUUCAAGAUCAAACACCAAGUCGAGCAACAUAUAAAGUAUCUUCACGGACAUCCAGACUGUACUCAGUACUUACAUGAUAUCUUGAACAUUAUCCAAACUCGCAUGCUGAUCGUUGAGUCCGAUGAGCCCCGCAUCAAAAGAAUAAGAGCACCGGAACUUCUCCAAGAGAUGAAAGCACUCCAGGAACGAUGCAGAGAUAGAGCAUACUGCUUAACGAAAUGCCCCCAGGAAAGUACACACACGCCACAUCUUCCAGUCCUGGCUGCUCUCAACAGGAUGGCAUUGGAGUUGAUUGACGAUAAUCGUAUGGAUAUCUGCUUGGAGAAAUACAGCGGCAAAACUCGGUCUGCUAAUCUACGAGCGCGGUCACCUUGA
Messenger RNA from Mollisia scopiformis, 1926 nucleotides. RefSeq names its product kinase-like protein. Lineage: Eukaryota; Fungi; Ascomycota; Leotiomycetes; Helotiales; Mollisiaceae. The record is from RefSeq and is a predicted model, not a curated record. Gene Ontology annotation, molecular function: ATP binding; protein serine/threonine kinase activity. The coding region runs from base 1 to 1926 and encodes 641 amino acids. The transcript is spliced from 3 exons. Gene Ontology annotation, biological process: peptidyl-serine phosphorylation; peptidyl-threonine phosphorylation.